This is a messenger RNA of Dermatophagoides farinae (American house dust mite), 1026 nucleotides long. RefSeq lists its product as uncharacterized. Lineage: Eukaryota; Metazoa; Arthropoda; Arachnida; Sarcoptiformes; Pyroglyphidae. The record is from RefSeq and is a predicted model, not a curated record.
CAUUUGUUUCGUUUGCUAAUCUUUUGCUUUGUAAGUGUGUGUAUUUGUGUGUGGUGUGUGUAUAUGUGUGUGGUGUGUGUGCGUUGAAAAAUGUAUUCCCGAAUUAUUUUCAUCAUAAUUUCCAUCAUCGUUAGUAUGACAAAUGCCAUAGAUGAACAACCAAUAUCAUCAUCAACAUCAAAUAUCGAUCUAAGCGAUUGGGGUAUGAAUGAUGAUGAUGAUGUUGAUCCAAUUACCAAUAAUUUAAUUGAUCAAAUGUUGGAUGGUUUGAAGAAAAAUAGCCAAAUUGAAGAAUAUAAUUUACAUGAAGAAUAUGAAAUGGAUAUAGUGGAAACAUUCAUGUUUUCAUGGGAUCCAUGUUAUGGUAAAUGUAAAAUACGUUUAUCGAAUGCAACCGUAUAUGGUUUGGCCAAUAUGACUAGAUAUGGUAAUGGUAUUAUGACCAAUGAUGGUGAUGAUCUUGUAUUACGGUUUCGUUUACAAGCAUAUAAUCUUCGUAUGAAAGGUGUUAUGUCAUUGAAAUUGGUUGGCUAUAGUGUUACGGAUGCACCAUUCAUCAAUCAGGUUGGCUAUCAAAUACAAUUUAUUGAUUUAUCCAUUGGUAAAAAAAACAAGAUAAGCCUAAGAGAAUUACGUGUAGAACAAAUUGAAGAUAUACAGAUGGAAUUUACUAGAUUUCAGGAUUCAAAAAUAUUGAAAAAAUUCAGUGAUAUGAUUUCGAAAAAAAUGCUUGCCAUGAUGGAAGAUCAGAUGGCCGAAAUAUCAACACGGAUAUUUUUUCCAAUACUGGAAGGUGAACUUAAAUAUAUGGGCAAAGAUGAAGAAGAGAUUGCCGCUAUACAAGAAAAAGAACAAAAAUCAAAACAACAAAAUGUUUAACGCAUGAAUAUCAAUUGAUCCUGAAACAAAAUUUAUAAUAACCGAAUUAUAAUUUCGUGGAAAAAUUUUUUUUUCUAUAUUUCAAGGUUGCUUUUUUCCAUUCGCAUUUUUUCUCCAUCAAUAAAUCAUCAUCGUUUAUUAUUGUUA